Emiliania huxleyi CCMP1516 is the source of this 2929-nucleotide messenger RNA. RefSeq lists its product as hypothetical. The record is from RefSeq and is a predicted model, not a curated record. Bases 31 to 2745 code for a protein of 904 amino acids. The transcript has 10 exons. NCBI's taxonomy places the organism in Eukaryota, Haptophyta, Isochrysidales, Noelaerhabdaceae.
GCGGCCCCUCUGCCGCCCGCCAUCGAGCGGAUGCUCGGUGGGAGCUCUGCUGCCCAGCGGCCCGCGCCGCAGCCGCCGCGGCCGCCGAGCAGAUUGCUCGAGCCGCCGCCGCCGCCGGCACCGGCCGGCACCGGCGCGGGUGCGUCGAAAGCCGAGGGCUCAUGCAGCUUUGAGGCUGCGCUGGCGGACGAGAUGGGUGUUCGCUUGGACGCGGCCGAGGCGCACGAGCAGCUGCUCCAGGCGCAAGGCGGCGGCGAUACGCCUGCCGCCGCCGCCACACCCGCCGCCACGCCGGCCGCUUCCGCGACAGCGACGGCGGCGGCGGCGGCGGGCGGCGGCGCCGCAUCGGACGCGACGAGCUUACGAGGCAAGGCGCCGCUGCCGCCGCAGCCACCCUCGCCCGCCAUGUCCGCCGGGGCCGGCACCUCCUCCUCGGAAUGGCACCAGAUCUCCUCCCAGCUCGGAGCAGCGCUCGGCUGGGACGGCACUGCCAUGACCGCCGCAUCGUCGCUCGGGCUCGCGCCGCUCUCGCCGCCGAUGCGGUCGGCGCUCGGAGAGGCCGUGUCCGGCUGCGACUCGAUCGACUCUUCGCGCGGAGAGAUGCAGCAGGCCGUCCUUUCGGAGCUGAGCAACGCCGCGCUGGAGCUGCUCGCGCAGGAGCACGAGGCUGGCGUUCCGGCGGCAGCCGAGGAGUGGGCACCGCUGCCGCCGCUCCCUCCUCCCUUCCUGGGCGACAGCGCCAAGGAGCGGGGCGCGCCGGCGGGGACGGGCGUGCGCGAUGCGCUGACGGAGCUGGAUCGCAUCCGCCAGUCCAUCGAGCAACAGGCAGGCCAGCACCAGGCAGGCCAGCACCAGGCAGCCGCCGCCCCGCCGGAUAGCAAGGAGGCCGAAGACGUGUGCACGACGGACUGGGAAAUUCGCGUGCUUCACAGGGCUCAGGGCCCGUCCGCCACCGCCCUCGCCGCGCUGAGCGCCGCCGGGUCUGGCAACGGCACUCUGUCAGUGGCAGAGCGGCUUCUGCUGUGCGGCGCCCUCUCCGCGACGAACAAGGAGCGGGUGCACCGCGCAGCGCCGAAGGUGCCGCCGCGCAAGAAGUGCGAGGCGUGCGGCGCCCUCAACCCUACGGCGCGACAGCACUGCUGCGCGUGCGGGACGCGGUUCGUUCUCAAGCAGAAGAAGGGCUCCCUCGAUCUGCCGCCGUUGCGGGCGGUCCGCGACGGCAUGCGCGACGAGGACCUCGACAUCGUCGGCGGCGACGGAAUCACCGGCGACUUCCUGGGCGACGCGGCGUCCGUCUCGCUCGCGGGUCCGGUGCCCCGGCCCGGCUCGAGCGUCGGGUCGGACAAGGAGGACGAGGGAGAGGCGGCGGAGGGCCGCCCGCCGACGGCCCGCAAGGGAGUCGCGCGUGUGUCGUCGUGGGCCCCACCCCGGCCGCGAGGCAAGAAGGUGUGUCCCUCUUGCACGACCAGCAACGACAUGCUCGCCCUCGCUUGCUCCUUCUGCUCGGCAAAGUUUUGCGUCAAGCAGACGGCGCAGCUGCGGACGCACGGCGGCGGAGGCGGGAGCGGCGGCGAGGUGUACGCCGAGCUGGAGCCGCAGGUGGACGCCGACAGCGAGGUUGCGGGUCCCAACGGCGACAUCUCGACGCGCGCUUUUGGGCAGCUGCCCCUCGAGUCGCAGAUCCUCGUGAUGCAGGAGAAGGCUGCGCAGCGGCUGCUCGCGCAGACCCUCGCGCGCCAGAUGGCGGAGGAGGUUUCCUCCAACCCGGAGCUGGCGGCGGACCCGCGCAGGCAGCUCGAGCUCAAGCAGCUCGCGCAGCAGCAGCUCCUCUACCAGAUGGCGCUCGCGUGCCACGCCGCAGCGCCGAACAUCGCCGCCGAGCGGUCCUUGCCGGCGGCGGGCGGCGCAGGGACGCCAUCGGAGCCGUUCGGUCUCUCCUCGGGCGUGCGCGGCGGCGACGGGCUCGGCGCGCCGGGCAGGUCGGCGGAGGGGCUGCGCCUCGCCGCCGUCGCCGCAGCGGAGGCGGAGCGCGACCUCCUCGGCAGCUCGGCGGCGCUGCUCGGCCAGAUGUCGGCGCUGCCGCGCGGGAGGGGCCAAGGCGGCGCGAGGGCGCCGGCGCACCUGCAGCUGGCCGCGCGGAUGCCAAACACGUCUGCCAAGCGGCUGCUCAAGCAGCUCGCCGACUUCAACCCGUCGGGGAACCAGGACUCGGCCGCCAACGUGCUGCUUCCCAACGAGAAGGAGUCGCGCCGCAGAGGGUCGAGCUGGAGCUUGCAGUUCUCUGCGUGCGGCACGACGGCAGACGAGGAGGGCCCGCCGCCCGAUGGGGCGUCGCUGCCGGGCGGGGCUGUGGCGAGCGAAGGAGGCGGGGCCCCUGGCGGGGGCUACCCGCCCGGCGAGGCACCGCCGCUCGCGGGCUCGGACACCGCGCGCGAUGCCACAGAGGCGCUCGCCGCCACCGCGCUGUCGUGCGGUUCGCACGCCCGCGCAAACUGCAACGGCAGCAGGAGCGGGAGCGAUGCCGACUCGGCGGCUCAGUCGGAAGCGUCCAGCGACGCGGACGGGUUGGAGGGGGAGGGAGAGGAGGCGGCCGAUGGCGCCGCCGCCGACGCGCCGCAAGUUUCGCCCGCUCCGCCGACGGAAGGCCUCUUCCGGAGGACAGUCUCGGUGGCGGCGGCGCUGACUCUGUCCGAGGGCCUGACCUCGGGCUUCUCCAACGCGACAUCCGGCGCGGCGACUACGUAGCUGGCGAGGCGGGGAAGGGGAAGGGGAGGGGAGGAGGCGCACAGAGACUGUAUGCAAGGCCAUAAGAGGCCGGGGCGGGGAGACGGGGGGGCGGUAUGCACUUGCCCGCUAGUCACGCGGUUCCAUGCCGAGGCAAACCCAAAAACAGCCAGUCGUGAGUUUUGUGUAUACACCGCGGCAGAUG